AUGAAGGCCUUUUCCUUUUUGGGCGCUUUGGCAGCCCUGCCCUCCCUCUCAUGGGCUCUGCCAACUGAGGGUGCCUCCAGCAAGCUUGAGAGCAGGGCCUCGUCGUGGUUUUUGCCCAACAUUGACCACACGACGGGAGCUGUCAGAGGUUAUGCUCCUGACCUGUUUAGCAGUGAUGGGUCGCAGAACUUCAACUACCCUGUUUAUAAGACAGUAGCAUCUGGAGACUCGGCAGGUUUUGUGGCUGCGUUGACCUCUGAUGGCCCCAGCGGCGGCGCGAGAGACGAAUGCUUCCUGGCUGCAGAGCCGCGUGUUAUCUAUCUGCCUCCAGGAACCUAUACGCUGUCGAGCACUGCGUUCUUUUACACAGACACAGUCAUCAUCGGUGAUGCCGCCAACCCUCCGACCAUUAAGGCGGCUGCUGGUUUCAACGGCGACUAUCUUAUUGUUGCCGGCCAAGCUGAUGGCAGUGCCCGUCCUUGCGGCGGCUUCUUUGGCGAAACCCACUUCUCCAUCAUGAUCAAGAACGUCAUCUUGGAUACCACAGCUAACUCGGGCAACUCUGGGUUUACUGCCAUGAGUUGGGCUCUUGCCCAGAACUGUGCUCUGGUCAACGUCAAGAUCAACAUGCCCUCAGGGGUUCAUACUGGUCUCUCUGUCGGAUCUGGAUCCACCAUCUCCGUCUCGGAUGUUUCAUUCAGCUUUGGUAACAUUGGAUUGCACUGGGCUGGCUCUCAGCAGGGUCAGAUCAAGGGCAUGACAUUCACCGAUUGCACCAACGGUAUCGUCAUCGAUGGUGGUAACACCAUCACUAUCUUUGCCCCAACUUGUAACACUGUUGGCCGUUGUAUCACUUACAACUCCGGAGAGCCCUGGGUCGCUGUCAUUGACGGCACCAGCAUCAACUCUGGUGACUUCUUCACCAGCGCCGUUGGUUUCCCCAACUUUAUGCUCGAAAACAUCUCCAAGGACACGACCAACUCCAACAUGGUUACCGUCAACGGCGCAGUCAAGGUUGGCGGCUCUACCAGCCUUGGAACCUAUGUCUACGGAAACACCUACGGCGCAAACCCGACUUAUCAGACCAACCCAACUUCACAGGCAGUGAACAGGCCUGCAGCGCUUGCUCCUGGCGGCAAAUUCCCUGUCGUCAAUGCCCCGCAAUACGCCACCUCAACCAUUAACGAUGUUAUCAACCUGAAGGAUUCCACCCAAAACGGUGGACACACUCUCCAGGGAGAUGGAUUUACUGACGACACUGCUGCUCUCCAGGGUGCCAUCAACACCGCAGCCAACGCCGGCAAAAUCGCUUACCUGCCAUUCGGUAUCUACAUUGUGACCUCAACCAUCACUCUGCCCCCCGGAACUGAGUUGUACGGUGAGGGUUGGUCCACCAUCUCCGGAUCUGGCAGCGCUUUCUCCAACGAGCAAAACCCAACUCCUGUUGUCCAGAUUGGAAGCACCCCUGGCCAGAAGGGUGUCGCCCACGUCCAGGAUAUCCGUUUCACUGUCAACCAGGCUCUGCCCGGCGCGAUUCUUCUCCGCGUCAACAUGGCCGGUAACAACCCUGGUGAUGUCGGUGUCUUCAACUGUCUCAACACCAUUGGUGGCACUCGUGAUACUUCUCUCAGCUGCAGCAGUGAAGCUAACUGCCGUGCCGCUUACCUUGGUGUUCACUUGGCUGCUGGAUCCUCGGCUUACAUUGACAACUUCUGGUCUUGGGUUGCUGACCACGCCACUGAUGGAAGCAACAAGGGCACUCGAACUGCCGUCAAGGGUGGCGUCCUCGUUGAGGCUACGGCCGGUACCUGGCUGACGGGUCUUGGAUCUGAGCACAACUGGCUCUUCCAGCUUGGUUUCCACAACGCCGCCAAUGUUCUCAUCACCCUCUUCCAGAGUGAGACCAACUACAACCAGGGUAACAACGCCGUUGUUCUCCCUGGACAGCCCUUCACUGCUACUGCCUCUGAUCCCAACUUCUCUUGGUGCGGUGGUAGCGACUCCACUUGCCGCAUGGGUCUUGCCCAGUGGUACACUGGCAGCAACAGCAACAUCUUCCACUACGGAGCUGGUAGCUGGAACUUCCAAAGCUUGACAGGAGUUUACCAGGGGCUUAUGAACUACAUUCAAACCACCAUCUCCGGUGCCCACCUCUAUGGUUUCACCAGUGGACCUCAGACUGGAGAGACAAUGAGACUGCCUGACGGCAAAGAAUUUGGCGAUGGCUCCACUGACGGUUUCGGUGGAUCUUGGCUGACUUUGAUUGCUGGUAUUAACAGCCAAUCGUAA
Molecule: messenger RNA, 2289 nt
Organism: Trichoderma gamsii
Lineage: Eukaryota; Fungi; Ascomycota; Sordariomycetes; Hypocreales; Hypocreaceae
Product: glucan endo-1,3-beta-glucosidase
Exons: 6
Coding region: 1-2289 (762 amino acids)
Source: RefSeq, a predicted model, not a curated record